Trametes versicolor FP-101664 SS1 is the source of this 672-nucleotide messenger RNA. RefSeq lists its product as uncharacterized. Bases 1 to 672 code for a protein of 223 amino acids. NCBI's taxonomy places the organism in Eukaryota, Fungi, Basidiomycota, Agaricomycetes, Polyporales, Polyporaceae. The transcript is spliced from 2 exons. The record is from RefSeq and is a predicted model, not a curated record.
AUGGAGGCGGCUAUCUCGGCCAAGAAAGCCGAGAUCAGCUUCCUGGAGGGUCGCAUCGACCCGAAGUUUAUCUUCGAGCGGUACAAAGACUCCGUCGCCAAGCGAUGGGCCGAUGUCCGCGCACGUUCUAAAGUACCUAUCACGUCGUAUCGAAACGCGGAAGGGAAACCCUGCACCAUCGAGCAUGCGGCGGGGGUGCACGUGGAUAAAUGGGAGGUCGAUCCCUCAGUCCUAUCAGAGUUUAACUACCUGAUCAGUGACCUGUACCCGAUCGCUCGUCGCUGCAUCACCAUCGUCGAGAUGCGCGACUUCGCAAUGCAAGCGAAGAUCGAGAAGAAGAAGGCCACUGAGAAGUCGGCUGACGUCGAGAUGGCCGACGCGACCAAACCCGGUCCGUCGAUCCAGAGCCUGGUGGACAAAGCUGUCGCCGGACGCGUCAAGCCGCUUGAGGGGAAGCUGAACAAGCUCUCGGUCAAGGGCGGCAAGACCCUCAACAAGAACCUCGUCGUGCGAAAGACCGUCGCGAAGGCGUCGACCAAGAAGUCGACGGGCCCCAAGCCGGGGCCUUCGAAGAAGACCACCCCCAAGCCGAGCGGCGGGAAGGACCCCAAGGGCAAGCGAAAGGCCGGUACGUAUUCGGCCGCCCUCGCACCCUUCCCGACGCCGUAUUAA